AUGAAUGAGUACAUUAUCGAGGGUAUAUCAAUAUUAAGCACGCAAACUCAUGAUUUAAAAACAAGAAAGUCCAUAUUGAACUUUUUCAAGCAUCAAGGGACAGUAUUGCAAUAUGUUGAUAUGCUGAAUAAACACCUUGGUGAAUACGUCACCGACUUUGAAACUUGGCAUGAGCUAGGGGAAGUUUAUUUGCAACAACACAGGUACGAAUACGCCAUUUACUGCUUUGAGGAGUGUCUUUUUAACAAGCUAAAGAGACUAUACAAUAUCAUAACUAUUGCAGAGAUUCAUUCGUCGAUUAAUGAUAUUUUCAUGUCCGCAAAGUACUUUUCUCUUGCACUAUCCUUCGAUCAGGAUAAUGUAAGAGCACUUUGGGGUUUGGCUUACGUUUAUAAAGACCAUUUUAAGGACGUUUACAGAGAACACGUGCGUUUGGAUGCUAGGGAAGGGUCAGAGAUAUUUAUGACCACUUUUGAGGGACCAGAGUUCGACCCUGACUAUGUAAUAUACAAAUUGUACCCUUCUGUUAUUAAAAAGUUGUUAAAAAUUUACUCUGGGAUCGACAAUGUUUCGUCUAGAGUUUCUGUAAGGGUACUUGAGGGAUUCCUGGAAAGUGCCAAGGUUUAA
Molecule: messenger RNA, 627 nt
Organism: Theileria equi strain WA
Lineage: Eukaryota; Apicomplexa; Aconoidasida; Piroplasmida; Theileriidae
Exons: 3
Coding region: 1-627 (208 amino acids)
Biological process (GO): protein folding in endoplasmic reticulum
Cellular component (GO): EMC complex
Molecular function (GO): protein binding
Source: RefSeq, a predicted model, not a curated record